Molecule: messenger RNA, 2486 nt
Organism: Trematomus bernacchii (emerald rockcod)
Lineage: Eukaryota; Metazoa; Chordata; Actinopteri; Perciformes; Nototheniidae
Gene: manf
Product: mesencephalic astrocyte-derived neurotrophic factor
Exons: 4
Coding region: 112-654 (180 amino acids)
Biological process (GO): neuron projection development; dopaminergic neuron differentiation
Cellular component (GO): endoplasmic reticulum
Source: RefSeq, a predicted model, not a curated record
CCGGAAAACACAAUCAUUUUACCGGCUGCGUCUGAGUCUCUCACACGGUGUCUUCUUCCAGCGGUUCUAGACAUUAAAACCAGCGGGUUUUCAGGUAUUUUCUGCCGGAAGAUGUUGUGUUUAAGCGGGCUGUCGCUGGCCCUGGUUCUCAGUCUGUAUCCCGGUUCUUCUGAAGCCCUGAAGGAAGGAGAGUGUGAAGUGUGUGUGACCUUCCUGGGGAAGUUCUACCAGUCUCUGCACGACAACAACGUCAACUUCAAGAGCGCAGACAUCGAGACAGCGCUCGUAAAGACCUGCAAAGAUGCUAAAGGGAAAGAAAAUCGCUUCUGUUACUACAUCGGGGCGACGAGCGACGCCGCCACUAAGAUCGUGAACGAGGUUUCCAAACCUCUGAGCUACCACGCGCCGGUGGAGAAGAUCUGUGAGAAGCUGAAGAAGAAGGACUCUCAGAUCUGUGAACUCAGAUAUGACAAACAGCUGGACCUGACCUCGGUGGACCUGAAGAAGCUGAAGGUGAAGGACCUGAAGAAGAUCCUGGAGGAGUGGGAUGAGACCUGCAAAGGCUGCGCUGAGAAGUCCGACUUCAUCCGAAAGAUCACCGAGUUGAUGCCCAAACACGCGCCUGCAGCCGCUCAGGCACGGACUGACCUGUAGCCGGAGGGACGCACAGCUUUGGACUUCAUUUGGAGGAAGAGGAGGAGCAAGAGUUUUGUCCCACAUGUCUGUCUCUGUCUUUUUAAAAAUCAUCUGGUACACUGAUUCAGAGCUCUGAUGAAAGGGGACUGAGAGCUUUGGGAGAGCUGCCCUAAACUCAAACUGAACCCAUCAUUUAGUGGAGUUUCACCUUCAAUAUCAAUGCACCGAUGUUCUAGCUACCAAAAAAGCAAAUGGAAAUAUGUCAUUGAGCGUGAAAUACGACUAAUUGACUAAAUAAAUAAUUAAACCACCAAUAAGUCGACUAAGAGGUUCAAAACGUGACAAAUUCUCAAAAGAAAGUCAGUAUACUCUAAUAGAUCAAUUGUAUUUUGUCCAAUAAUUAAAUAGUUUCUCCUUCAAUAUUCAAUGCACCGAUGUUCUGAUUACCAAAAAAGCCGUUAGAUUCAUGGAAACAUCUCAGAGAAUGAAAAACGACUAAUUGACUAAAUGAAUCUGACUCAGCUGAGACUAAAACCAACACUUGGUCGACUAAGAGGUUCAAAACGUGACGUAUUCUCAAAAGAAAGUCCGUAUACUCACACAGUGCAUUAAUAAAUAUUAAUAAUAAAUAGUUUCUCCACCAAAAACUGUGCAAUAGCACAAUUACAGUCUUCUGUUUGCCAUUAAUGCCCAUAAGAUUCAUGGGAAUAUGUCAUUGAGCAUGAAAAACGACUGAUUGACUAAAUAAAUCCGACUCAGCUGAGAAUGAAACCAACACUUGGUCGACAAGAGGAUUUUGUGCAAUAUUUGGUUAUCUCCUUAAAUAUUUGUGCAAAAGCCCUACUUUAAAUAGUUUGUUUGAAUAAGACGUCCUUUAGCCUGAUAGAACAUUUUAAAAUGACUUUACAGCUUAAGAAAUACUAUUCGAAUGAAACCAAAACAACCUAUUAGUCGACUAAAACGCUCAAAACGUGACGUAUUCUCCCAUCAAAUCUCACAAAUGGAGCAUUAAUACGUGGCUUUAGUGCACAAAUCGAUUGUUAUCUCCUUAAAUAUUUGUGAAAAAGCCCUACUUUAAAUAGUUUGUUUGAAUAAGAAGUCCUUUAGCCUGAUAGAACAUUUAAAAUGAUGUUAUUCGAAUGAAACCAAAACAACAUAUUGUUCGGCUAAAACGCUCAAAACGUGACUCAUUCUCCCAGAAAAUCUCCAAACGGAGCAUUAAUACGUGGCUUUAGUGCAGUUUGAGUUUCUCCACCAUGUGUGCACAGCUCCUCUCCCAAUCUCCUAUUCACCAAGAUAAGUUAUUAAGCGUGAACUAAAGCUUUAAGAAAUGACUUACCGUCUGAAUUAAAGGGACCGUCGACUGAGCCGGUGAAAAUAUGUCAGACGGUUUAUAUGUUUAAAGUGAAAGAAGUCCCACUACCCACAAUCCACUGCAGCACCAGAUCUAAACGCCAAGGAGCUCCCAUUACGUCGCUGCUCUUCCUCCGUCAUUCGAACCCAGUGUGAGGAUGGAGAGUCUUCCUCAUCGCGCUGUUCUUUGGAGGCCAUUUGGACGGUGGUCCGAUGUGUGCAGGAGGACUCUUUACAGCAGCUUCAAUGUAAAUGUGCUUUAGGAUAUAGACCCUCAGGCCUUUGAUAUAGACCCUCAGGCCUCUCCUGUAGACCCUCAGGCCUCUCCUGUAGACCCUCAGGCCUUUCCUGUAGACCCUCAGGCCUUUCCUGUAGACCCUCACCUGCUCUCUCUCUGAACAUCCAUUGUGUUUUCAUUGACAGACUAAAGUCACCCAUAUUCCACCCUGGGGGUCAAACUAAAUGUGCCAUUAUUAUUAAAAAAAGAGACGUGUGAA